ACAGCUGAAAUCAAUUUUCUUUCUUUCCACACCCUUACAAUUUCAUUCACAUAUAUCCUCGUUAUACAUAAUUUCCAUCAUCACCUACCAUAAACUAAUUAACAAUGGCUGAAAUCAUUGCCUCUGAACUCCUGAAAGCUGUUUUUGAGAAGCUGUCUUCUGAAGCCUUGAAGAAAAUCGGACGGUCCCAAGGAAUCCAGUCAGAACUGAAGAAACUAGAGAGGACCCUAACCCAGAUCCAGUCUCUCCUUAACGAUGCUUCUCAGAAGGAAAUAACUGAUGAAGCUGUUCAAAACUGGCUCAGUGGUCUCCAGCAUCUGGCUUACGACAUUGAUGACGUACUUGAUGAUCUGGCAACAGAAGCUAUGCAUCGUGAGCUCACCCAGCAAUCUGGAGGCAUCACCAGCAAGGUAAAAAGGCUUGUCCCAACUUGGUACACAAAUUUAUCACUAAGUCAGAGGGUGCAUCACAAGUUAGAUGAUAUUACCACCAAAUUACAAGAUCUAGAGAAGGAGAAGGUUAGUCUUGGUUUAAUUGUAAAAGAUGAAAAGUCGAAAAGAAUUUAUCAGACCUCUUUGGUAGAUACAUCUAGUAUUGUUGGACGGGAAAAGGAAAAGAAGGAAUUGCUUGUGAAGCUAUUAGGGGACGAGCCAUGUGAUAAGAACUUUAGCAUCGUGCCUAUAGUUGGUAUGGGUGGGUUAGGGAAAACCACUCUAGCUAAACUUCUGUAUGACGAUGAGAAAGUUAAGAAGCACUUUGAACUAAUGGCUUGGGUUUGUGUCUCUGAUCCGUUUGAUAUCUUUAGUAUAAGCAAGGUAAUCUUACAAUCUGUGAAUGGAGAAAACGAGGAAUUUGCAGAUUUAAAUCUGCUUCAAGUAGCUCUUAGAAAUCAACUUAAGGAGAAACGAUUUUUGAUAGUAUUAGAUGAUGUUUGGAGUGAAAGCUAUGAGGAGUGGGAGAGCCUUGUGAGCCCAUUUCAUGAUUGUGCUCCCAGAAGUAAAAUUAUAAUGACGACGCGGAAGAGGAAACUGCUCGAAGACCUACGUUGCGGUGAUCUAAGCUCUCUGCAAACUUUUUCAGAUGACGAUGCUAUGUCUUUGUUUGCUCAACAUGCGUUGGGUGUAAAUAACUUUGAUUCGCAUCCAAUCCUCAGACCAUAUGGUGAAGACAUUGUGAAAAAAUGUGAUAACUUGCCUUUGGCCUUAAGAGUACUUGGGAGGUUAUUUAGCACAAAGACUAAAGAAGAAGAUGAGUGGAAGGAGCUGUUGAAUAGUAACAUAUGGGAAUCACGAAAGGAGGGUGAGAUUAUCCCAGCCCUCAGAUUAAGCUACCAUGAUCUUAAGGCAUGUUGGAAACAGGUGUUUGCAUACUGCUCGUUGUUUCCCAAGGACUAUGUAUUUGACAAAGACGAUUUGAUUAAACUUUGGAUGGCGGAAGGCUUUUUGAACCAGUCAUCUUCAAACGAGUCAAUGGAAAGCUUAGGUCUUGAAUACUUUGAAGAGUUGUUUUCAAGGUCAUUUUUUCAGUAUGCACCCAAUGACUCGUCGUUGUUCGUGAUGCAUGACUUGCUUAAUGACCUGGCCAUAUCUGUCGCUGGAGAAUUCUUUUUAAGGUUAGACGAUGUUAUGAAGGAUACUAGGAAGAAAGAUCCGGAAAGGUAUCGCCAUAUGUCAUUUGUUCGUAAGGAAUAUGAAGCAAACUCGAAGUUCAAGCCCAUCGAAAGUGCUACAAGUUUGAGAACAUUCUUAGCAGUGUCCGUUGAACUCGAAGAUAGUUGGGGAGAAUUCUACUUAUCUAGUAAGAUUCUGGUUGACUUACUUCAGAAGUUACCACUUUUAAGGGUCCUGUGUUUGAGUGGUUAUUUCAUUAGCGAGGUACCAGAGACCAUUGGCAGUUUGAAGCACUUGCGGUACCUUAAUUUAUCUCGUACUUUAAUCACAUGUCUACCAGAAAAUGUCGGCAAUCUCUACAAUUUACAAUCAUUAAUCCUUUAUAGAUGUAACAGUCUAAGUAUGUUGCCCAUAAACUUCUCUAAGCUUAAAAACUUGCGGCAUCUGGAUAUUAGGGGUACUCCGCUUUUGAGUAAGAUGCCCUUAGGGAUUGGCAAGCUGAAAAGCUUACAAACUCUCUCCAAGAUCAUUAUCAGAGGAGAUAAUGGCCUUGCAAUAGCCGAGCUUAAAGACCUCACAAAUCUUCAUGGGAAGACUCACAUCAAGGGGCUGGAAAAAGUGGAAAUAGCGUCGCAUGCAUCUGAGGCAAACUUAUCGCAAAAAAGGCUAAGCGGUUUAGAACUAGAAUGGAGUGGCGUGUUUAAUGAUUCUAGAAAGAAAUCGCUAGAAAAGGAGGUCCUCGAUGCGUUGAAGCCUCAUAGUGAGAGUUUGAUAAAGCUUGGAAUAGUGUCAUAUGGGGGUAUAGAGUUUCCUGAUUGGGUUGGGGAUAUAUCGUAUCUUAAUCUGAUUAGCGUGUCUCUACGUGGCUGUAAACAUUGUACAUCUUUACCACCACUUGGGCAGUUGCCCUCACUUAAGGAGUUGUAUAUUGAAGACAUAAAUGAGGUGAAAGCUAUGGGUUCAGAGUUAAUUGGGACCGGUCGUGCAUUCACAUCACUUGAAGUUCUUGAAUUACGGAAUAUGAAGAGGUUGGAAGUAUGGUCAACUCCUAUUGAGGUCGUGUCAUUUCCAUGCCUUAAAAAGCUUGUUAUUAGAGGUUGUCCUAAUUUGGUUCAAGUGUCACCUGGAGCACUGCCCUUAUUGAAUAUUCUACAAGUAUCUGAAUGUGAUAGUGCUGUGUUGAGAAGCCUGGUUCCAGUGGCUUCAUCAGUCAAGGAGUUGAGAAUAAAAUCUAUGUUAGGGCUUAGUGAUGUGGCGUGGAGAGGUGCUAUUGAGUAUCUUGGAGGAGUUGAAGUCAUAUCCAUAAGCAAAUGUAACGAAAUAAGAUACCUGUGGGAAUCAGAAGCAAAGGCGAGUAAGGCUCUUACAAAAUUAAGGGAGUUGCGUUUUAUUAAAUGUCAAAAUUUGGUGAGACUGGGUGAGAAAGAGGAGGAUGAUUGUGGGCGCAACCUCAUAACAACUCUUAGGACGUUAAAGAUAGAAGAUUGUAAGAGUAUGGAGCAUUGUAGGUGUCCAAAUAACACUGAGAUUUUGCUCAUCGGUGGUUGUAGUUCUAUUACAUCUACUUCAUUCCCCACAACAGGAGAGCAGAAGUUCAAAUCACUUGAAAUUGAUUCUUGUGACAAACCAUUAGAAAAGGAGUUUGGAGGAGAUAACACUAGGGUUGUUAUCAACAACACAAGCAUCCCAAAGCUUCAAUAUGUACUGUUAGGCUCCUUGCCAAAUCUGACAACAAUCAUUGAAUUGAGUCACUUUAUUCACCUCACAUACCUGGUAAUAGAGAGUUGUCCAAGUAUGGAGUCAUUUCCAGAUCACGAGUUGCCUAAUCUCACCUCCUUAACAUUUCUGUAUAUAUUAAAUUGCUCAAGUAAAGAUGAUUCCUUUCCUCGUGGGCCUCCCAAACUGCAUACCCUUUUCAUAGGGGGGUUGAAGAGGCCCAUCUUAGAGUGGGGACCACAGAAUUUCCCAACCUCACUUGUCAACCUAACGUUAUUUGGUGAUCCGUCAGAAGAUGAUGAUGUGAGUAGGUGUAGUCAGUUGUCUCAUCUUCUUCCUUCAUCUCUUACUUCUCUUGCGUUAGAUGGAUUUAAGAAACUGAAAUCAGUUUCAGUGGGACUCCAACACCUCACCUCCCUCCAACAUCUCUUUUUAGCGUAUUGCCCAAAGAUGAAGCAUCUACCAGACAUUCUGCUGCCUUCACUUCUGAGUUUAAACAUUGCUGAAUGCCCAAAGCUAGAAGGAAGGUGCAGUAGAAGAGGCUCCUAUUGGUCCCGCAUCUCUCAUAUCCCCUGCAUCAGAAUAAACACAGAAAGCUUUGUUUCUUUAGUGUUCCCAAAAGAUUGUAAGUACUCUUUCAAUAAAAGUACAUUAUUAGUUCAAUAA
This is a messenger RNA of Helianthus annuus (common sunflower), 3992 nucleotides long. Its product is annotated as putative disease resistance RPP13-like protein 1. The coding region runs from base 105 to 3992 and encodes 1295 amino acids. Gene Ontology annotation, molecular function: ADP binding. Gene Ontology annotation, biological process: defense response to other organism. The record is from RefSeq and is a predicted model, not a curated record. NCBI's taxonomy places the organism in Eukaryota, Viridiplantae, Streptophyta, Magnoliopsida, Asterales, Asteraceae. The transcript is spliced from 2 exons.